AUGAACACGCUUUCGUACCUCUCUUCUUUGCUGCUCCCAACAACACGAAAUGUGACGCCGCUACACCAACAAGACCCAUCGUCGCCGACCGUUCCCCACGACGACGAGCCGACCAUCCACGCCGAUGACCCUACUGCCUCGACGACGACAAUCGAGGCGUUAGGGGCCGAAGAUGAGGCCAAGGUGGAGGAACUGUUGGCGCAGGCGCUGAACGCGAGUGGGGAUACGCUGUAUUUGAGCGCGAGGACGAGGAGACGGUCAAGUGGAGCCGCUGCUGGUAAGGGAGAUUCGCACGUGGGUGGGGCGGCUGAGCUCGGAACAACGGUGGAUGACGCUGGUGCACCUUCAGCGAUUUCGGAUACUGCUACUACAACAACGACCACGACGGAUGAAGAGGAUGAACCAGUCGUGCGGAUUUCGACCGCACCACCACCGCAUUUGGUCGACAUUGCGAAUGCGCAAGGUCUGACGCGCAAGAUCAGUCUCCGAUCCAAAUCGAGUGCCACAUCACCUGUAAUACUGGAUGAAGAGUACAACGAGAACUCUUCUUUAGAUUCGACAACCACAACACCCGCGGACAAUGACGUCGACAGUGAAACGAAGGAGGCCGAACGGCGACACGCGCAAAAGGACCUCGAGUACAGGCAACGGGUCCUCUCGCCGCCUCGGAGGAGCAUGAUUGGCCUGCUGAGGCUGCCAAUCCCUGGGUUGACGUCGUUGUGGAGCUUGGUCCGGAACGUAUGGGCAUUUUUCUCCGGCACGAGGGUCCGUCCGGUACCGGCAGUGAUAGAGAAGAGCGGGAUCGAGCAGCAGCCCACAAUCGACCUUAGCGACGGUGGCAACGAGCUGGCCGAGUCAUUGGAAAAAGCAGCAGCCGCAGCAGACCCCAAAACAACAUCAACACAUCCUUCCACAAAGUCCUUGUCGUUCUUUCGGCGGAAGCCUUCGUCUGACCUCACGCACACGACCCCGUCGAUCCCUAAACCACCGACUCAACCUCCGCGUCUUACGCCCAAGGUCCUCGUCCUUGAUCUGGACGAAACGCUCAUUCACUCGACGUCGAGACCGUACGCGAGCUCCAGGAAAUCGGCUGGUCUCAAGGUCAGGCUCGUUGAGGUUGUCUUGGAGGGCAGGAGUACGGUCUACACCGUUUACAAGCGGCCAUGGGUCGACUAUUUCUUGCGCAAGGUGAGCGACUUGUUCCCGAAUGGGCCUAAUCGAGGUUCGUCUAACUGAUGUUGAUUCAUUUUUCUUGAAGGUCUCGACUUGGUACACUGUCAUCAUUUUCACUGCUUCGUUGCCCGAGUACGCCGACCCGGUUAUCGAUUGGCUCGAUGGGGGAGACGGCGGAGGUGGGAUGGUCGGAGGGCGCUUAUUCCGCUCAGUGAGUUAUCUCAUGUCUGCUUGACGGACGAAGCUUAGUUUGCUGAGCGCUCGGUACUGCCAGGAUUGCCUCCACUCGAAUGGUACUUACGUCAAGGACCUGAGCGUUGUCGAUGCGGACUUGUCCAAAGUGUGCUUGGUCGACAACUCGCCCGUGUCUUAUGCCAUCAACCAAGGUGAGCUCAGAGAUUGAGAGCGGCCUAUCCCAGUAUCACUUACGAUCGGAAACCUGCGCCCUUUUACGCUUUCGUUUCGACAGCCAACGGGAUCCCGAUCGAAGGCUGGAUCAAUGACCCCAAUGACGAAUGCUUGCUCGACCUGCUACCGAUGCUCGACUCACUGCGGUUCACCAACGAUGUCAGGCGGGUGCUCGGUCUCAGAGGGUUCGGCAAGUAG
Messenger RNA from Microbotryum saponariae, 1779 nucleotides. The record is from the annotation of a GenBank genome assembly. Lineage: Eukaryota; Fungi; Basidiomycota; Microbotryomycetes; Microbotryales; Microbotryaceae.